Molecule: messenger RNA, 840 nt
Organism: Volvox carteri f. nagariensis
Lineage: Eukaryota; Viridiplantae; Chlorophyta; Chlorophyceae; Chlamydomonadales; Volvocaceae
Exons: 4
Coding region: 1-840 (279 amino acids)
Source: RefSeq, a predicted model, not a curated record
AUGGGCAAGCGCAAGCUCAGCAAACACCGCUUCAUUGACAAGCUGCCGGCCAUACCGGCGGCUUUUGCCAGCGAAGUGCAGUUCUCAGCACCUAAGGCAAUUACGAACUACUUCAGCAAGCUGCCAGAGGGAACCCCGCUCCCCGCGCCUGCACCCCCUCCGGCGCCGAUCCCGAUCGCGCCAAAGCGCGGGCCCGGCCGUCCGCGCAAGCCAAGGACUGCACCCGCAAGGCUGCUGCCGCUGCCCUUCCGCCACUACCGCUUCGUCACCUCCACCGGCGCACCGGCGGAGCGACGGCGCCGUCACCCGUUUGGUCUCACACGGGCCCUGUACAGCGACACGGAUCUGCCGCCAAGCCAGGUGGGCGACACGGCGAUCUGGGCGGAGCCCCUCGAGAUGGGUUUCCGGUGGCGGCAGAGCGCGGGCGAGGUGCACGUGAUGGCGACGCAGACUGCUGUACUUCGCGCAUGUGUGGGGUACGUGCUUUCGCAGAUUCCCCCAGGUGUAACUGUAGCCGCGGUAACAGCUCGCGGUAGCAAAGGCAGCAGCAACAUCAGCAGCAAUGAGCGAUCUGCCGGGCCAUCCAGAAGCUUUGCGACAGGGGUGGUGGCGGUGACGCUGGUCAAAAUGCACCCCGCAGACGGUGCAAGCAGUGACGGCUGGUGGCGCCGGUGCCUGGAGGGGGCGCCGGUGGUGGCCUGGGAGGAGGUAAGCGAGCGGGACUACAGCACGCUGCCGCCCGAACGCCUCGAGGAGCUGCGGCGGCAGCAGGCAAGGCUAGAUUUGGAAGCACGCGAUGGUGGAGGAGGCGGAGACGGCGGUGGCGAUGGGAAGCAGUAG